Messenger RNA from Striga hermonthica, 495 nucleotides. The record is from the annotation of a GenBank genome assembly. NCBI's taxonomy places the organism in Eukaryota, Viridiplantae, Streptophyta, Magnoliopsida, Lamiales, Orobanchaceae.
AUGGACGACAGAAUAUCCCAACUGCCAAUACCUAUACUUCACCACAUACUUUGUUCUCUCUCCCAGAAAGAAGCUCUGAGAACUUGUGUACUCUCCAAACAAUGGCGCCACAUAGGAUCAACCCGCCCAAACCUCGACUUCUCCGAAGAACGGUUCAACGACACACAAGAAAUGUCUGCCUCCGUCAACUGCUCCUCCAUACUGCAACACAUUCUCUAUCAGCUCUGCAGACCAUGGAGCCACAGAGGAUCAACUCGCCCCAACCUCAACUCUUCCGGAAGUACAGAACAAAACUUUUUCUCGGUAGUCAACCAAACCCUACAAGGAUAUCUUGAUCGAAACUUCUCCAUACACAAACUCUAUCUCGACUUUUCGAGGCCCGACUCACCACCGGCUGUCUCCCUUCUCGACAAAUGGAUCCCGAUGAUAGCCGCCCUCAGCAUAAAAUCGUUCAAACUCAACUCUCGUUCAUAUACUCCGGCAGUUAAUGGCUAA